Messenger RNA from Orbicella faveolata, 4023 nucleotides. Its product is annotated as DNA damage-binding protein 1-like. The record is from RefSeq and is a predicted model, not a curated record. Gene Ontology annotation, molecular function: nucleic acid binding; protein binding. Lineage: Eukaryota; Metazoa; Cnidaria; Anthozoa; Scleractinia; Merulinidae. Gene Ontology annotation, cellular component: nucleus.
GUCCGGUCGACUCGCUCCGGCGCCAUUACUGUGUGGCUUUACUCCUACAGGCAGAACAUGGCUCACAACUAUGUAGUGACGGCACACAAGCCAACAGCCGUCAAUGCAGCGGUGGUUGGCAAUUUUACAGCAGCUGACGAUCUGAAUUUGAUCAUUGCCAAGAACACGCGGCUGGAAAUUCAUGUUGUAACUCCGGAGGGACUGCGACCCCAUCUCGACAUCGGAAUAUAUGGACGAAUUUCUGUCAUGGAGCUCUUUAGACCGGCGAAUGAACCCCAGGACCUCUUAUUUAUUUUGACUGCAAGGUACAGGGUAUUCAUUCUUAGUUACAAACCAGAGACUGGUGAUGUUGUUACCAGGGCUUGUGGAGAUGUCCAGGAUCGAAUUGGCAGGCCAUCAGACACAGGUUUGAUUGGUAUUAUAGAUCCACAGUGCCGUAUGAUCGGUCUCAGACUUUAUGAUGGACUGUUUAAAGUUAUUCCUUUGGAGCUGGACUCAAACAAAGAACUCAAAGCAUUUAACAUAAGACUUGAAGAGCUUCAUGUGAUUGACAUUGCAUUCCUUCAUGGCUGCCAAGUCCCUACAAUUGUUUUUAUUUAUCAGGAUCCUCAUGGUCGCCAUGUCAAAACAUAUGAGAUUAUACUCAGAGAUAAAGAGUUCAACAGAGGUCCUUGGAAACAAGACAAUGUGGAGGUGGAGGCAUCAAGAGUUAUUGCAGUUCCAGAACCAUUAGGUGGGGCUCUCAUUAUUGGACAAGAGUCAAUAACAUACCAUAAAGGAGCUAAUUAUCACGCUAUCGCUCCUCCUGCUCUGAAGCAAAGCACCAUCACGUGCUACGGGAAGAUCGAUGCUAAUGGCUCACGGUAUCUCUUGGGUGACAUGAAUGGACGUCUCUUCAUGUUACUUCUUGAGAAGCAAGAGCUAAUGGAUGGAAGCAUUGAAGUCAAAGAUCUCAAACUGGAACUUCUAGGAGAGACAUCAACUGCACACUGCCUUACAUACUUGGACAACGGAGUGGUUUUCAUUGGUUCUGCUCUGGGAGACUCACAGUUAGUUAAGCUCAACACAGAGACAAAUGAGGAUGGUUCACAUGUUCAUGUGAUGGAAACAUUUACAAACCUAGGUCCUAUUGUUGAUAUGGUAGUGGUAGAUUUAGAAAGACAAGGUCAGGGGCAGCUUGUGACAUGUUCUGGUGCGCUCAAGGAAGGUUCAUUAAGAAUAAUAAGAAAUGGAAUUGGUAUUCAUGAACAUGCCACAAUAUCAGAUCUGGUUGGCAUAAUGGGCAUUUGGCCCUUAAGAUUACGAAAGACAGCGAAGAAUUUUGACGAUGCAUUGCUGCUUUCCUUUGUUGGGCAGAGCAGACACUAUUUCAGUCAGGUUAAUAAAAAUGUAUAUCUUUCAGAAAUAAUUCCUCGUUCUAUACUGAAGACAUCCUUUGAAGGCAUUCACUACCUGCUGUGUGCACUGGGAGAUGGAACCUUGUUUUAUUUCACAAUGGAUCCAAACACUGGAUCCCUCUCUGAGAGGAAGAAAGUGACCCUUGGUACACAGCCUACUAUGCUAAGAACGUUCAAGUCACUGGCUACAACAAAUGUGUUCGCUUGUUCUGACCGGCCAACAGUGAUCUACUCUAGCAACCAUAAACUGGUGUUCUCCAAUGUUAAUCUCAAGGAAGUGAACUACAUGUGCCCACUGAACUCUGAAGGAUUCCCAGACAGUCUUGCAGUAGCCAGUGAAGGGGCGCUGACGAUAGGAACAAUUGAUGAAAUUCAAAAGCUUCACAUUCGAACCGUUCCCUUGGGAGAGACACCAAGACGUAUUGCAUACCAAGAUUCCACGCAAACGUUUGGUGUGAUUUCAAUGCGUAUCGAGGUCCUGGAUCCGGCGACAAAUACCACCCGACCCCUCCACUCCAGCGCCAGUACCAUGGCUCAGAACAUCACGUCCAGUGUAACGGCUGCCAUGCCGGGCACUUCCGCCCGAAGUUCAGCAGGAAACAGAGGCGCUGCCGACGGUAUCACAUUUGGUGAUGAGGUGGAGAAAAGCAGUCUGUUGAUCAUUGAUCAGCACACCUUUGAAGUGACCCACGCCCACGAUCUUCAAGAUCAUGAGUGCGCCACGAGUCUAAUAUCGUGUACGUUAGGUGAUCCAAACAGCUCUUACACCAGUGGAACAUCUAACACCUACUACUGCGUUGGAACUGCAUACGUCUUCCCUGAAGAAGCUGAACCUAAAACAGGACGGCUGGUCUUAUUCCAGCUAUUGGACGGAAAACUUGUUCAAGUUGCUGAGAAAGAAGUGAAAGGAGCCGUGUACUCACUUGUGGAGUUCAAUGGAAAAGUUCUGGCUGGUAUUAACAGCACUGUCAGUAUAUAUGAGUGGACGCCGGAUAAGGAGUUACGAGUAGAGUGCAGCUUUUUGAAUAACAUCUUGGCCUUAUAUCUCAAGUCCAAAGGCGAUUUUAUAUUGGUUGGUGACUUAAUGAGAUCCAUGACCCUACUGGCCUACAAGUCAAUGGAAGGAAGCUUAGAAGAGAUUGCACAUGAUUACAGCCCAAACUGGAUGACAGCUGUGGAGAUUCUUGAUGACGAUACUUUCCUGGGCGCAGAAAAUUCGUUCAACCUCUUUACGUGUCAAAAAGACAGCGGUUCAGCGGCCGAUGAUGACAGAUCUUAUCUGCAAGAAGCUGGGCAGUUCCACCUGGGAGAGUUUGUUAACGUAUUUAGACACGGAUCUCUAGUCAUGGAACACCCUGGUGAAGCUUCUACGCCUUUUCAAGGCUGCAUCCUUUUCGGUACCGUUAAUGGCACAAUUGGAAUUGUCGCCCAGUUACCUAAAGAGCUAAGCGCCUUCUUGACGCAAGUCCAAGGGAAACUCAGUAAAGUUAUUAAGAGUGUAGGAAAAAUUGACCAUGGAUUCUGGCGCGCCUUUUCCAAUGAACGGAGAACUGAGCCUGCGAUCGGCUUCGUGGACGGAGAUCUCAUCGAAAGUUACCUAGACCUCCCGCGGGCAAAGAUGGAAGAGGUGGCCGUGGGACUUCAAAUUGAUGAUGGUAGUGGUAUGAAGAAAGAGUGUACUGUCGAAGAUCUGGUGAAAGUUGUUGAAGAAUUAACGAGGAUCCAUUAAUAGUGUGCUUCCCACCGCACGUAAUUAAAACUUUACAGUCAAUAUAAAUACUUGAGUUCCACUCGGCGGAUGGUCUGUGUCAUUGAUGCCAGCGGCAGUAAGCGCCACCAAUGGGCACUUCAUAUAGGACUAUCGGAAGGUCUGAUGAAGUGCUUUGUCAUAGUCUUUGUACAUGUAUUUCAUUGGAAUUGUUUGCUGUGGAUUUAUGAUUCAGAUGCUUACAGCAGUGGUGCUGCGUUUUGUUGUGAAAACCAGGGAUAUUCAGCUCUGCGCCCUGGGAUCACAGUUGUUAAAGUACUUGGUGUGAACGCCCCUUUUUUUCGGUCCGACUCCCGUCUUCGUGACCUUAGUGACCGCGCGAUUUCCGUCGGAUAGGUUGCUAGGCAACCGAACGUCACGUGUUUUUAUGGUGACGUAAGCUUGGCAGCUUUCGCAGUAAUCACGAAUGCUAUUUUAUGUUGAAGAACAGUAAUGGAAACUCUUCGAAAGCAAGAACUUGCUCAAAAGCAGUUGCAUGUUGAUGAAGCUCUUUUUUGGUUGUUAAAAACGGGCUAUUUACACUGGCAACUUCUCUACAGGAAAAGCUCUUUAGUUGCGUGGUUUCCUCAGCUUAAAACCAGAGCAAAGCAAGAGAUGCCUUUAGGGAAAUUGUGGUUUUUUAAGUGUCUUAAUCUUGAACGUUUGGUUUUACGCUUUGCUACUCUGAUACAGUGAGUAUUUAGAGAUAAGACUUCAAUCAUAGCGAAACAUGUUGUACCAUAUUGUUCUUUAAGAGCCAGGCUUAUUAUUUUCUUUUAAAUGUAUGCAGAUGCCUGUAAAAUUGAUUUGAAUCAAAUAAUUUAUAACAAAUAUGUAAAAUUCCUUAUCUAAUAAACUUCAUCUUUUAAAGGAAACUGA